Messenger RNA from Vitrella brassicaformis, 1376 nucleotides. NCBI's taxonomy places the organism in Eukaryota, Vitrellaceae. The record is from the annotation of a GenBank genome assembly.
CUCCUCGCAGAUCCCGGCGCCGGACUGGCUGUUUUGACACUCUCCAGCUCCACCCACCCACCAUCUGUCCACCCAUCUGUCCGCGACCAGCAGUCAUGAUGACCGCCAUCUCAAUCUCAUGGGUGCGUGCCCUCGUGGCUGUGCUGGUCAGCGUGCCCUUGUCAGCCGCUUUCAGGAUCAGCUACAUUGAUGCAGCAGGUGACUGACUGGCGCACUAGAUAUUGGAUGCAGCAGAUGCAAGCAUGGAUCUGCCUCCGUUCGCGUGCCCUGCAGGGAUGAGGCCGAGCACGAGCAACUUGAGGAGGUCAGGGGGUGGACAUAUCAGCGUGCUGCGGGCCGGGGGGGUGACACUGCCUCACGAUAUGAUCGACCCAUACGCCGUAAGACGCAACCGCCACUAUACUGGACACACAGCCAGGCACCUGACUGCAGCUGCUGAUGUGUUCGUCCGCAUCUGUGGAUGUGAUGUGGUGGAUGCGUGCAGCCGCUGAAGUCUGAUGACUACAUUGCUCUGGGCCUUGCAUGCUGCUACCUCCUCAAUGACAAAAACAAACUCGAAGGUCAAUCUGACGGACGAUGUGUGCUCGCCCACCCAUAUGUGCGACACACAGAGGGCCCCCUGUCUGUCUGUCUGUCUGUCUGUCUGUCUGUCUGCCGCUUUGCCUUUGCAUUUUGUGUGCAGAGUACUGGGUGAUAGAGCCUUUGACAGCCGGCACGCUUGAGACCAUCGACAGGGGCGUGGACACGUCAUACCGGCGGGUGAUGGCGCUCACGUUGGGCGACCUCUUUGAAGGAGACGACGUCAACAGCCCUACUGGUGGGGGGGUCGGCCAAAAGCGAACACACGCGAGCAUUCUCAUGGUUCGGGUGUGUGGGUGUGUGUGUAUGGGUGGGUAAUAGGUGCGAGGUUGUCUGCGGUCGAGCCGAUGAUCAGUGGCGAGGAGGCGCGAUUCUCCGAAGCUCUCACUGAACGUGUCCUUGCCGCUGCAAGGACGUUCAGGUGCCUAACGAAAGAUACCCACAAACACAAACAGACAUCAUCCACACACGCACGCACACAUGCUUAUCUCUGUCUGUCUGUAUCUCUGUCUGUAUGUAUGUAUGUCUGUCUGUGUGUCUGAAGGCGUCGGCCAGAGGCGCAGUUGCUGGACUUGGGUGAGGUGGCUGACGACUUCAACUUCAGCACAGAAAGGAAGCGCAUCCUCAACCAGAAGUUUGAACCCUCAUUCGACGACAACGUCAAGCAGCACAGCAGCAUCGACGUCUACGGCCGCACAGAAAGCGAAUCCAGCGACGAGCAAGCAGAGCUGGACAAACAGAUUGAGGAGUUGGCCAAUGCAUGAGCCACAUGUCGACAGACAGACAGACAGACAGAC